This is a messenger RNA of Dermacentor andersoni, 1157 nucleotides long. NCBI's taxonomy places the organism in Eukaryota, Metazoa, Arthropoda, Arachnida, Ixodida, Ixodidae. The record is from RefSeq and is a predicted model, not a curated record.
ACUAUCUCCACAUCGACCCACUACAACUACUGCGCCCAGCCUUCUGCGCACCAUCAUCGUCAACCGUGUCGUCACAUCGCAGUGGCAACUUAAGCGGCUGUCCGAGCGUCAGUCCGUUUAGUUGGCACGGAAGCAGCAUUUGGAGCACCAUGGCUCAUACAACGCACCUUUCCACUUCGCAGGUCUGUAAAAACUUUCCGCUUUAUGCUAAGAAAAGUGACGACCCAUUUUUGCUAUUGCUUCCGUGCCAACAAGUGCUCUGUGAAAUUGUCGCAGAUUGUUUCUCUAUGGCGUUGCUGUUAUUGUGCUCAGGUGACGUGGAAACUAAUCCAGGUCCUACUACGCGUACUGAGGCAUUACUCGAGCUGCAGAAUUUGCCAUCAAAUCCUUCUGAGCAGACGGAAGUUCUUUUCCGGCUGUUAAAAGACCUUCAGGCUCGUUCUGUACAAUCUGCUAAGGGUCAGGCCGAGUUGGUUAACGACGUCAAGGCUAUUAAGGUUGGUCAAAAGAACAUCGAGACCAAAAUGGAAUGUAUCCAGAAAAGAUUAGACAACCUUGAAGAAAAAACAAAUGUUCUAGACCAUCUCCAUGAUGAAAUGACUGGCAUUCAGGCGUCGGCUCAAGCCCAAACAACUCGGUUUGACUCUUUACUAAUGCGCGUUGACGAACUUGAGGACAGAUCGCGACGCAACAACCUCAUAUUUCAUGGCAUCCGUGACUCUCGGGAAUCGUGGGAACAAUCCGAAUCACGCAUAAGAGAAGCACUAACCGGUGUAAUCGACAGCCUGCCUGACACGGCAAUCGAACGUGCUCAUCGCAUUAGUCACUACACGCCUAAUAAGUGUCGCCCAAUUGUAGUUAAAUUCACCAACACGAAAAUAAAAGACAAAGUAUUUUCUAUGCGCGCACAGCUGAAAGAAAAGGGUAUUUCUAUCUCCGAAGAUUUUUCGCCCGCCACCCGUCACGUCCGUAAAAAACUAAUUGAGUACGCUAAAAGCCAGCCCCAACCAUGCCCUUUCCAGUUAAGGUACACCAAACUAAUAAUGAAUAAAAAACAGUUCGUCUAUGACCCGGCAACAGACACCGUCAACGAGCAUGCGCCAUAUGAACCACGAGAUAACGGCUGGCAUGCAAAUUCCCAGCACGUGCCCAGUUAG